Drosophila albomicans is the source of this 930-nucleotide messenger RNA. RefSeq lists its product as uncharacterized. Bases 178 to 900 code for a protein of 240 amino acids. Gene Ontology annotation, biological process: sensory perception of smell. The transcript is spliced from 3 exons. Lineage: Eukaryota; Metazoa; Arthropoda; Insecta; Diptera; Drosophilidae. The record is from RefSeq and is a predicted model, not a curated record. Gene Ontology annotation, molecular function: odorant binding.
GAGUUAGUUGAUAGCUGAUAGGGCUUAUCGACAAAUGUGAACCUGAGUCAGCUAGAAUUGGGUUAUCAGCUGGCAACUAGCGAAACCACGUCUAGAAUUCAUAAAAUGAUGUUGCUACGAUUUUGGCAGCUCGUUAGUAUUUGUUGACACUUGAAGCAAGAAGGAAAUUCACAGAAAAUGCGUGUGCUGCUAAUGCUAGCAGCAUGUCUUUCCCUGGUCGUGCAGCUUGAGGGGUCGGCUCUGUUAAGUGGCGAGGAGCGCAGCAUCAGGAAAUGCCUCAAUAACUAUGGAGGUCUUAAUGCAGCGAAUGCCGAACGUCUGGAUCGCUAUACACAAUGGUCGGAGAGCUACGAGGAGGUGCCGUGUUUUACGCAAUGCUAUCUGCGUGAGAUGUUCGACUUCUAUCACGAAGAGGCGGGCUUUGAUGCCAUACGCAUCAAGAAGCACUUUGGAGAGGCUGUCUAUGAGGCGUGCAGCGAGCGAUUGAAGUUAGGUGACCUUAGGCAAAGCAGCUGUGAGCAUGCGUAUGCGGGCUUUCACUGCAUCGUCAGCCUGGAAAACGAUCCGUUCAUAUUAAUUGAGAACAUGCAGAACGCAACUCGAGCUGCCAAAUCCGCAAUGAAGGAAUGCCUGCAACAAGUGGAUCAAGUGGAGUGGAAUCGCAUCAGCGAUUAUGCACGCUUCCCCGUCACAGAGCCCAUUCCCUGCUUCACACGCUGCUUCAUCUCUCGGCUAGAAUUAUUCGAUGAGCGCACUCACCGCUGGCGUGUGCCAGCUAUGCGCAGGGCUUUGGGCGUGCCAGCAUUGGGCGCCCAUGUGGCUGGAUGUGCCCAGCGUCGUGGUCGCAAUCCCUGUGCAACCAUGUACCAGCAAUUUACCUGCUUUGUGUUGGCCGUUUAGUGUUCACAGUAGUUAAAGUAAAGCAUUCGU